AUCUUCGGUAAAACUCGGAAAGCGUCAUCCCUACGUCCGAUCGUUGUGGCAUCCGACAUUUGCAGAUCAUUGUUGUUUUCCUGUUCAAUCCAAGCCGAUUCACGAUGAGUAAGGCACAUCCUCCCGAAUUGAAGAAGUUCAUGGACAAGCGGAUGUGCUUGCAGCUGAAUGGCAACAGGAAGGUGUCUGGUAUCCUGCGAGGGUUCGACCCCUUCAUGAACCUGGUGAUUGAUGAGUGUGUGGAACUCCGAGGCAACGAGAGACAGAGUAUCGGCAUGGUGGUGAUUCGUGGCAACAGUAUCAUAAUGUUGGAAGCCCUAGAAAGAGUUGUCUGAGCUUACGCCAUGGAGACGCUAUGGUGAAAGGGUUUCAGCAUUCAAGGGGCCAACCUGGAACAGACUUUAGUACUUUACUCCUUAGUUAGAUCUUGCUAUGGACAAUAUUGCUAACAUUCGCAUUGUGUUUAGUAACUGUACUUGGAUACUGUACAAAUUUUUGACAAGAAGGAUCCUAGGAAUUAUGGAAUUUAGUUUGUUCUUUCUUGUUUCAAGUCAGAAGAUCAUGUAAAACCUGAUACAGUUGUACUGAUAGUAGAUCAUGGAUGAAGGUAAACUGUACAUGUCAUCAAUAACUUCUGUGUGGAAGAGCAUACUUAAAAGUAGAGAAGUCUAUUUUAGCUGUAUUUUCACUGUCGAGUAUUAGUAAUUUUCAAGAUAUCACUGUUCCAAGUUGUUUGCCAUGGGGUUUUUUUGUGUACAUGAGGACAUUUAAGAUAUGUUUUUGUAUUGCUGUUAAACUUACCAUCAAGGACAUUUGCUUAAGAAACUUGAAUUGUACCACUUUUGAUACUAGUACUUGAAGAGAUGUAACCUUGUGAGCAUAUU
Molecule: messenger RNA, 884 nt
Organism: Branchiostoma belcheri (Belcher's lancelet)
Lineage: Eukaryota; Metazoa; Chordata; Leptocardii; Amphioxiformes; Branchiostomatidae
Product: small nuclear ribonucleoprotein G-like
Exons: 5
Coding region: 105-335 (76 amino acids)
Biological process (GO): mRNA splicing, via spliceosome; spliceosomal snRNP assembly
Cellular component (GO): spliceosomal tri-snRNP complex; catalytic step 2 spliceosome; U2 snRNP
Molecular function (GO): RNA binding
Source: RefSeq, a predicted model, not a curated record